Molecule: messenger RNA, 1776 nt
Organism: Striga hermonthica
Lineage: Eukaryota; Viridiplantae; Streptophyta; Magnoliopsida; Lamiales; Orobanchaceae
Source: the annotation of a GenBank genome assembly
AUGGAGGAUAAAUCGCUUUCCAUCUCCGCCGAGGAAGCUAAUAACCACGGCUGGCAGAAAGUUACCUACGCCAAAAAGCAGAGAAAAAAUCAGGCUACCAAAACAGCACCUGAUUCCUCAUCUAGGCUCCUCCUGCUUAACGGAUCCGACAAAGACAUUGUCUUUAAAGGCUUGGAGAAGCACGCGGAGGAGCGUCGCCGGAAAUUGGAGUCGCAGAGAGCCGCCGCGCCCGUUUAUGAUGAUGACGAUCGAAUCCAGGUGAGAUCGAGGAGGAAUCGAGGUGAAGAUGACUAUUUAGAGGACGAUUAUGGCAGUGGCGAUGCCAAGGAAAACAAUCCCGCGGAGGCCAAUAAGAAGGAGAAGCCGAAGAAGGUUAAGAAGCCUAAGGUUUCUUUGGCGGAGGCCGCCGCUAAAAUCGACGCCGAUGAUCUCGCCGCUUUUCUGUCCAGUGUUUCGGAGUCGUUUGAAGGGCAACAAGACAUUCAAUUGAUGCGAUUUGCAGAUUAUUUUGGUCGUGCUUUUUCGGCAGUGAGUGCAUCGCAGUUUCCAUGGCUCAAGUUGUUCCGGGAGUCCCCAGUGGCCAAAAUUGUUGAUAUACCUGCUUCUCAUAUACCUGAGUCUGUUUAUAAGACAUCAGUUGACUGGAUCAGUCAGCAUUCCAUUGAGGCAUUAGGGACGUUUGUUUUGUGGUCAUUGGAUGGACUUUUUGCUGACCUGGCACCCCAACAACUGGGAUCUAAGGCCCCAAAGAAAGGAAACCAACACUCAUCUUCAAAGUCUCAGGUAGCCAUCUUUUUAGUUUUGACCAUUGUACUUCGCCGGAAACCGGAUGUAAUGAUCACUUUGGUGCCGAAAUUGACGGAAAGCUCAAAGUAUCAGGGACAAGAUAAGCUCCCGCUUCUUGUAUGGAUUGUUGGUCAGGCCGGUCAAGGAGAUUUAGCUGUUGGAUUGUAUUUAUGGACACGUCUUAUUUUACCAAUACUUGAAGGAAAAUCAGGAUCCAAUCCACAGACAAGAGACCUCGUGUUGCAGCUUGCCGAAAGAAUUCUGGGUGCACCAAAAGCGCGUGGUAUAUUGUUAAAUGGUGCUGUAAGAAAGGGUGAACGUCUAAUUCCACCUGCAGCACUUGAGCUACUGUUGCGUGUAACAUUUCCUCCAUCCUCUUCAAGAGUUAAGGCUACCGAAAGAUUUGAGGCCAUUUACCCAAUUCUGAAAGAGGUUUCUCUUGCGGGCUCUCCUGGAAGCAAAGCAAUGAAACAAUUAUCACAGCAGAUACAGAGUAUGGUUGUAAAAGCAGCUGCAGAAGGUAUACCUGCUCUAUCUCAAGAAGCAGCAAGCAUCUUUGUAUGGUGUUUGACUCAGAGUCCUGAUUGUUACAAGCAAUGGGACAAGAUCUAUGAGGAUAACAUACAGAUUAGUGUUGCUGCCUUGAAGAAGCUUUCUGACGAGUGGAAGACACUUUCUUCCAAACAGUCGUCUCCUCAAGCACUUGUUGAAACUCUGAAGAGUUUCAGGCAAAAGAACGCAAAAGUAUUGAGUGGUGGAUUAGAUGUUUCCCUCCAAGAUUACUUUAGGAAUGCGGAUAAAUACUGUAAGACAUUACUGGCGAAACUAUCAAGUGGUCACGGCUGUUUUAAAAUGGUGGCGUUUACGGUGGUGGUGCUGGCUGUGGGGGCUGCAGUUGUGUCCCCAAGUCUGGAUGCACUGUAUUGGGAUAACUUGUCGGCUUUGCUAAGCACCCACACAUCCUUCCGAGAAAAACCUCUUGGCCAGUGA